This is a messenger RNA of Lolium rigidum, 738 nucleotides long. RefSeq names its product probable glutathione S-transferase GSTU6. NCBI's taxonomy places the organism in Eukaryota, Viridiplantae, Streptophyta, Magnoliopsida, Poales, Poaceae. The record is from RefSeq and is a predicted model, not a curated record. Gene Ontology annotation, cellular component: cytoplasm. Gene Ontology annotation, molecular function: glutathione transferase activity. The coding region runs from base 1 to 738 and encodes 245 amino acids. The transcript has a single exon. Gene Ontology annotation, biological process: glutathione metabolic process.
AUGGCCGGAGAAAGAGGAGGAGAGGAGGUGACGCUGCUGGGCCACUGGGGGAGCCCGUACGUGAUCCGGGUCCGGCUAGCCCUCUACCUCAACGGCGUUCCCUACACCUACGUCGAGGAGGACCUGCGCAACAAGAGCGACCUCCUCCUGCGCUCCAACCCCGUCCACCAGACCGUGCCAGUGCUCAUCCACAGCGGCCGCCCCGUCUGCGAGUCCCAGGUCAUCCUCCAGUACAUCGACGAGGUCUUCGUCGCCGGCAGCGGCUCGGCGUCAUCGGAUUUCUCCCUCCUCCCCACCGACCCUCACGAGCGAGCCGUCGCCCGCUUCUGGGCGGCCUACGUGGACGACGAGAUCGGCGCGCCGUGGGACAAGGCGUUCAGGUCGGGGACGGAGGAGGAGAGGGCGGAGUGGAUGGGCAAGGUGGCGGCGGCGGUGCCGGGUCUGGAGCUGGGGCUGAGGGAGUGCACCGACGGAGGGAGGAAUGGAUGCUUCUUCGGCGGCGCCGGUGGAGUCGGCUACGUCGACGUCGUGCUCGGCGGCGUGGCGCCGUACGUGCACGCGAUGGAGAAGGUCUCCGGCUUGAGGCUGUUUGAUGCCGACAAGACGCCGAUGCUGGCGGCGUGGCUGGAGCGGUUCGGCGAGCUCGAGGUCGCCAGGGCCGUGCUCCCGGACGUCGACCGGGUGGUGGGGUACGUCAGGAUGAUACACGAGAAGAAUGCCGCAAAGGGUGCAGAGUGA